AUGGCCCCUAAGAAGAAGGAAGAGCCGAAACCUGCUGCAGCAGCACCCCCCAAACCCCCAGAGCCUGAGCGUCCUAAGACCCCGGAGUUUGACCCUGCAUCAGUGACGCUGGAAUUCACCCCCGAGCAAAUUGAGGACUUCAAAGAUGCUUUCCAGCUGUUUGACAGGACACCAGCCAAUGAAAUGAAAAUCACUUACGCCCAGUGUGGAGACCUGAUUAGGGCUUUGGGCCAGAAUCCUACCAACGUAGAGAUCAUGCAUGUCCUUGGAAAGCCCAAGCCUGAAGACAUGCAGACCAAGAUGCUUGACUUUGACCAGUUUCUGCCCAUACACCAACACAUUUGCAAGGCCAAGGACCGUGGAACAUAUGAGGACUUUGUGGAGGGUCUAAGGGUGUUUGACAAGGAGGGGAAUGGCACAGUCAUGGGAGCUGAGCUCAGGCACGUUCUGGCAACACUGGGUGAGAAGAUGAGGGAGGACGAAGUGGAGCAGCUAAUGCAAAACCAAGAGGAUUCAAAUGGAUGCAUAAAUUAUGAAGCUUUUGUAAAGCACAUUAUGGCAUCUUAAAAUGGGUACCUCAUUGUCAUUCUGGUGCUACAUCUCUCUCCAUUAUGAAAUCAAUAUGAUAAUAAUAUUCAAUAUUCUUCUUCGCUACAAAACAAGAUCUUGAGUUCUUGUCCACAGAAGAUCUUUGUGUUUCUGUAAAUCCCAUUUUGUAUGUUUCUUAUUUCCAUGCGUCUCAGAUGUACCUAUAACUCAUCAGUAUUUGACCUUGUUUUUCUAAGACCGCAUGUAUUGAUGUGAUCAUUAUCCCUGCUCAUAUUGUAGA
Molecule: messenger RNA, 829 nt
Organism: Micropterus dolomieu (smallmouth bass)
Lineage: Eukaryota; Metazoa; Chordata; Actinopteri; Centrarchiformes; Centrarchidae
Gene: myl13
Product: myosin, light chain 13
Exons: 5
Coding region: 1-567 (188 amino acids)
Cellular component (GO): myosin II complex
Molecular function (GO): calcium ion binding
Source: RefSeq, a predicted model, not a curated record